Molecule: messenger RNA, 1239 nt
Organism: Osmia bicornis bicornis
Lineage: Eukaryota; Metazoa; Arthropoda; Insecta; Hymenoptera; Megachilidae
Gene: CycH
Product: cyclin-H
Exons: 6
Coding region: 96-1091 (331 amino acids)
Biological process (GO): regulation of transcription by RNA polymerase II; regulation of cyclin-dependent protein serine/threonine kinase activity; DNA-templated transcription
Cellular component (GO): nucleus; transcription factor TFIIK complex
Molecular function (GO): cyclin-dependent protein serine/threonine kinase regulator activity
Source: RefSeq, a predicted model, not a curated record
AUUUGUUUUUACCGCGUCGAGUCAUAAUAUAAAUUUCUAUUUCGAAUUUUCUUCUGCGGUUUGUUUUUUUGUAUGUUUUUUAUUUGGAAGAGACGAUGUUUCCGCAAAGCUCGCAAAGAAGGUAUUGGAUGUAUAGCGAUGAAAAUGAUCUAGCUGCAUUAAGAGAAAAGACUAAUGCAGAGUUUAUUGAAAAGCAUGGGGUGCACAUGACGCCUGAGGAAAGGGAGGAACAUUUCUUAUCGCAUACAGAGGAACGUACUCUUCUUCGUUUCUAUGAAUUACAAUUGAGAGAUUUCUGUAGACGGUUUAGCCCUCCAAUGCCAAGAGCUACUAUAGCCACUGCAUUGCAUUACUUCAAAAGAUUCUAUCUGAGAAAUAGUGUUAUGGAUUACCAUCCAAAAGAGAUUCUGGUCACAUGUGUCUACCUGGCUUGUAAAGUAGAAGAAUUCAAUGUUUCCAUAUAUCAGUUUGUUGCUAACAUUAAGGGGGAUAGAGAAAAAGCAUCUGAUAUCAUACUGAACAAUGAAUUGCUCCUUAUGCAACAGUUGAAUUAUAAUUUAACUGUACAUAAUCCAUUUAGACCAGUAGAGGGUCUGAUGAUAGAUAUCAAGACAAGGUACACUUCAUUGGAAAAUCCAGAAAGGCUGAGGCCAUAUAUAGAUGAAUUUUUGGAAAGAGUAUUCUUGACUGAUAGUGUGUUGCUUUAUACCCCAAGUCAAGUUGCCUUAGCUGCAACAUUGCAUGCUGCAUCCAGAGCCUCUGCUAACUUGGACAAUUAUGUCACUGAUAUCUUGUUUUCUAAAGAGCACUUAGGGUGUAUAAUUGAGGCAGUAAGAAAAAUAAGAUCAAUGGCUAAGUGUGUAGAACCACCCUCAAGGGAAGUGGUAAGGGCUUUGGAAAAGAAAUUAGAAAAAUGUAGAAACCAGGAAAAUAAUCCUGAUAGUGAUAUAUAUAAACAAAGAAUGCAAGAAAUGCUGGAUGAAGAAGAUUUGCAGGACAAUGAAAAAUAUGCUAAAAUUAUGCAAGAUCAAGCAGCCCAUGAUGAGAAGAUUUUGGGUGUCAGCAAAGUUCUGUCCCCUUCUGCUCUUUAAUAAAUCUUCUAUGUUUUAGAUAUCAUCAAUUUCCCUUUUUUCUACUGUUAUAUUGUACAGAUAAUAAAUAAUUUAUUUAUUCCUAUUUUUUUAUAACAGUAUACAAGAAAGGAUCGCACUAUUAUUUAUUAAUAAAUAAUCAUAUCAA